ACACAUUUGCAACAACCCCAAAAAUAUGGGACAAACUUUUGGAAAAGAGGAAAAUAAGGAUCUGGAACCUAUCAUUGAGAAAUGCUACGAUCAAUAUUUCGCGGACCCUAACAAGAAAUGGAACUCGGCAGAAUUUUAUCAUGCAGUCUGUGAGACGGUUGAAGAAAUGAACAAAUUGAUUGGUUGCACCCAAUUUCGUGUACCAAAGACUUCUACCCUUGAACAAGCAUACCAUAAUCACCACAAAGGAAAAGAGAAGUCAUUGAGCAAGGAAGAGUUUAAGAGGAUUUUGCAGGACAUAAUCCUUGAUUCCGGAGUUACCGGGCAAGGAAUCAAAGACAUAUUCCUCUUCAUCUUCGGAAUCCCGGUCGUAACAACGUUUAUCAAGCAACGGGCAGCCCCGAAUGCCGUUCCCAACGACAUUUUCAUUCCAGCUGUUACAUCCGCCUCUGUAUUCCUUCUCGCCAAACUUAACAAGUUAUGAUCCAAAAAUCAUAACAAAAUGUAUCUUUAUGUCGAUAUCUGUAACGGUUUAAGUUCGUUGUUAUCGAAGAAAUUCAUUUCAUGCGAGAAAUUAGUUUGUUGUAUCAUAGUACGCUGACAUUGUGUUUUCGAAACUCUUUCAAGG
This is a messenger RNA of Cynara cardunculus var. scolymus (artichoke), 628 nucleotides long. RefSeq lists its product as uncharacterized. The record is from RefSeq and is a predicted model, not a curated record. The transcript has 4 exons. The coding region runs from base 26 to 484 and encodes 152 amino acids. NCBI's taxonomy places the organism in Eukaryota, Viridiplantae, Streptophyta, Magnoliopsida, Asterales, Asteraceae.